Molecule: messenger RNA, 240 nt
Organism: Fusarium coffeatum
Lineage: Eukaryota; Fungi; Ascomycota; Sordariomycetes; Hypocreales; Nectriaceae
Exons: 1
Coding region: 1-240 (79 amino acids)
Source: RefSeq, a predicted model, not a curated record
AUGCACCAUCCUACUAUCCUCACCAAUGUCAUCACCCUGUUUAUCAACAUGGCCUUAGCUGUGAACCAGAAGUACGACGUCGACGUCACCAGGAUAAACUAUAAUGGGGAUGACUACUCGCUCCUCAGUGUAGCUCCCAGUGUCCACACAAUCAACAGGGACGUUGAGGUUACUGAGCUUAAGAUUGUCAGUGUCUACUCUAACGUGCCAGUUAUUACUUACCCGAUGGGCAACCGUUAG